AUGGCGCACCGACUCAUCACACAGAUCGUCUUGACCGGCGGACGCGUGUUCGGCAGAGCUUUCGCCGAAGCAUACAAGCAGGCGCAAGCAUCAUCGCAAUAUGCGAAGACCGCAGCAGCGAAUGGGACUACGACAUCAUAUUCAGCGUCAGGCCUCACACUAGACGAGGCGUGCAAGAUUCUUAAUGUGAAGCCGCCGAUGGGCGGAAAGACAGACAUGACCGCUGUUAUGGAUCGCUUCAAGAAAUUAUACGACCUGAACGAGCCGAAGAAGGGUGGUAGCUUCUACCUCCAGAGCAAGAUAUUACGCGCUCGAGAAAGGAUAGAAGCAGAGGUUCGAGAUGCAGCACGGAAAGCUGAGUUUGAGAAGGAGAUCAAAGAAGGUUGGAAGCCCAAGAUGUACAGAGAUUGA
Molecule: messenger RNA, 411 nt
Organism: Cyphellophora attinorum
Lineage: Eukaryota; Fungi; Ascomycota; Eurotiomycetes; Chaetothyriales; Cyphellophoraceae
Product: Mitochondrial import inner membrane translocase subunit tim16
Exons: 1
Coding region: 1-411 (136 amino acids)
Biological process (GO): protein import into mitochondrial matrix
Cellular component (GO): TIM23 mitochondrial import inner membrane translocase complex
Source: RefSeq, a predicted model, not a curated record